Anguilla rostrata (American eel) is the source of this 1879-nucleotide messenger RNA. RefSeq names its product heterogeneous nuclear ribonucleoprotein A/B-like. Gene Ontology annotation, cellular component: nucleoplasm; chromatin. Gene Ontology annotation, biological process: regulation of gene expression. The record is from RefSeq and is a predicted model, not a curated record. The transcript is spliced from 9 exons. NCBI's taxonomy places the organism in Eukaryota, Metazoa, Chordata, Actinopteri, Anguilliformes, Anguillidae. Bases 184 to 1383 code for a protein of 399 amino acids. Gene Ontology annotation, molecular function: RNA binding.
GUCCAAUCGAAAGACAUGGUCAUAAUGAUUGACAAUACCAAGUACCAAAUCGAGACUUUCUUUAUUAAAGCAGUGGUCUAUCCGGUGGUAUAAAGUCUGCCACGAGUUGGCAUUGUAAGGGAGAAUCCAUCUUGGAGAGCGGUCUUCGAUUGUUAGAGCAAUAAAGGGGUUCACAGUACCAUCAUGUCUGAUACCGAGCAGCAAUUCAUGGAAACCUCCGAAAAUGGCCACGAAGAGGAGGAGGACCUGAACGGAGCUGAGACUACGGAACAGACCGAAGCCGUUGCCGAGGAAGAAGAAGAAGAAGAAGCAGAAGAUGCAGAAGAAGCAGAAGCGGAGGCAGAUGCCGAUGCAGAUGUAGAACCAGAGGCAGAUGUAGAACCAGAGGCAGAGAUAGAGGCAGAGGCAGGGGCAGAAGAGGCCGAACCGGAGGGUGAGGGCGAGGGCGAGGGUGAGGGGGAAACAGAAGCCGAUGCCGAAGCGGAGGACGCGACGGCGGAGGGGGACUCGCAGAACGGUGCUGCGGAGGGAGGCCAGAUCAACGCAAGCAAGAGCGAGGAAGAUGCGGGGAAAAUGUUUGUUGGUGGACUUAGCUGGGACACCAGUAAGAAGGAUCUUAAAGACUACUUCUCAAAGUUCGGUGAAGUCACAGAUUGCACCAUAAAGAUGGACCCCAACACCGGGAGAUCAAGAGGCUUUGGGUUUAUUCUCUUCAAAGAGGCCGCCAGUGUAGAGAAGGUACUCGAACAGAAGGAACACAGGCUAGACGGACGGCAAAUUGACCCAAAGAAGGCCAUGGCAAUGAAAAAAGAACCAGUCAAGAAAAUAUUUGUAGGUGGUCUGAACCCUGAAACAACAGAGGAAAAAAUCCGGGAGUAUUUUGGAACCUUUGGAGAGAUUGAAUCCAUUGAGCUUCCAAUGGACCCAAAAACAAACAAGAGGAGGGGGUUUGUCUUCAUAACAUUCAAAGAAGAAUCUCCUGUCAAAAAAGUUCUUGAAAAGAAAUACCAUAACGUUAGUGGAAGCAAGGUAACAAACGGAAAAGAUGGCCUUUGUGAGAUAAAAAUCGCCCAGCCCAAGGAAGUGUAUCAGCAGCAGCAGUUUGGCGGCCGCGGAGGUGGCUACGGAAGAGGGAGGGGUCGUGGCGGCCAGAACCAGAACUGGAACCAGGGCUACAACAAUUACUGGAAUCAGGGCUAUGGUAACCAAGGCUACGGUUACGGUGGCCAGCAGGGAUACGGCGGCUACGGCGGCUACGGAAACUACGACUACUCCGCGGGUUACUAUGGCUACGGCGGCGGAUACGACUACAACCAGGGCAAUACAAGCUAUGGGAAAACUCCGAGACGUGGAGGCCACCAGAGUAGCUACAAGCCAUACUGAUCACAUGUAGUGCAGGACUAAAGUAAUUAAGAGCAAGAGCCUGAGGUCCAGCUACAUCGAACGCGGGGGUCUGACUAUCCUUUGGAGUUGGCAGAAUUAGACUCGUUGCCCCCAUUUGUACAGAUCAAGUGAGGAUAUGGGGAAGCAAAUGUCACUUUUCCACUUUUUAUUUUAUAUUGUUUUUUUUUUGUGUCCAUACACAUUUCCAGAGAUGGAAGUGUUAUUUUUACUGUACUUUUUGGUACCUUUGAAUCUAAUGUAUUGUAAGGUUGUAUUUUACAUGUCUACCACAGACGAGAUCGGAGCAGCCAAGUGCUCUGGAAAUAAAAACGAUGAAUUUUUUUUCUUUAUUUUUUUUUUUUUUCCUUUGGUGUUUCUAGACUUUUAGUUUUCAUUUCCUUUUCUCCUUGUGCCGAGCGUCUGCAAGUUGCAUGGCAACAGACCUGUGGGGACUGGGUAAGAUUUAAAAAAAUUAAAAAAAAAAAAAAAAAAAAAA